Molecule: messenger RNA, 2550 nt
Organism: Trichoderma harzianum CBS 226.95
Lineage: Eukaryota; Fungi; Ascomycota; Sordariomycetes; Hypocreales; Hypocreaceae
Exons: 4
Coding region: 1-2550 (849 amino acids)
Biological process (GO): carbohydrate metabolic process; protein histidyl modification to diphthamide
Molecular function (GO): isomerase activity; 2-(3-amino-3-carboxypropyl)histidine synthase activity; carbohydrate binding
Source: RefSeq, a predicted model, not a curated record
AUGAAGCUGACGGGCAACUCUUUGGCCGUUUUGGCUGCGGCUGCUGCCCUUCCACUUACAGCCAGCGCCGCGUCGAGUGGAAGCGGCCCAGACAAGGACGGCAAGUAUUGGAUUCGCGCAAAGGGCAUCGAGGCGUCUUUCAUACCGUAUGGAGCGUCCAUCUCGAACUUGUUCAUCAACGAUCGCUACGGCAUCCAGCGCGAUCUCGUGGGCGGCUUCGACAAUGCCACCUACUACGGCAUUGACAAGCAGCAUCCGCACUUUGGCGGCGUGCCGGGCCGGUACGCGAACCGCAUCAAGAACAGCACCUUUGUCAUCGACGGCAAGACAUACCACACGCCGCCGAAUGAGAAUCCCACAAAGGCCGCGCCCAGCGGAUCAGAUACCCUUCACGGGGGCCCCGACGGCUGGGACUGGCGCAACUUCACCGUGUCGGCGCAUACCGCGACGAGCAUAACCUUUAGCAUAGUCGAUCCGGACGGAAAGGAGGGUUUUCCUGGCGAGGUCGUGUCGCACAUCACGUACACGGUGCAGGAGAACCAGUGGGACUUUAAGAUGGUGGCGCUGGCGACGACCAAGAAGACGCCCAUCAUGCUUAGCAGCCACACGUACUGGAACCUGGAUGGGUAUGCCAAUAACGAAACGCAGACGGCGCUGAAUCAUACGCUGCAUCUUCCGUAUAGUGGACAGCGCGUCGAUGUCGAUGGCUUCUUGAUCCCGACGGGCGACAUUUUGGCGAACAAGAAGAACACGGCGAAUGACUUUUGGUCGCAGCCGAAGCAGCUUGGCAAGGGCUUCCAGCAGAGUGGCAUCAAGGAGAAUUGCGGUAACAAUUGCACUGGCUUUGAUACCUGCUACCUCGUCAACCGGGAUGCUCUGGGCCCCUUUGACUGGCGUACUGAAGGCCCUGUCGCUAGCUUAUCCUCACCUUGGUCCGGCAUCCACCUGGACGUCUAUUCGGACCAGACGGCCUUCCAGGUGUACAGCUGCAACGGGCAAAACGGCACGCUGACGUUGAAGAAGACGCAGGGUCUGCACAACAACAAGAAAUUCCCGAGAACGAUUCCAAAGUACGGAUGUCUGGUGAUGGAGGUGGAGGACUGGAUUGACGGCAUUAACAACCCGGAAUGGGGGAGGAAGCAGAUCUGGGGACCGGACGAUGGCCCAUCAGAAAUGGAAGACGACCGGGCGCUCGUCGAUCUCGGCGCGGCAGCGGAUAUAGAGGAAGCGCGACUAGAAGUUCACGGAGCAGAUAACGACACUACAAAAGAUGAGACACCGGCAUUAAGACAACCAAAGAGGCGCUUUGUAGGACGGAGAGCAGCGGACGAGGCGGCGGCAGCAAAGGGAUCAACAGAGGAGGGAGGUAGCGGUGCUGUUCAAGCGGCCAAACCUCGACGAGCUCCGCGACUUCUAAACAGAGUCCCCAAGGAAAUAUUAGAAGACCCCAGCCUCAAGGAAGCCAUAGCGCUGCUGCCAGCCAACUACAACUUCGAAAUACCAAAGACAAUACACCGAAUCCGAGAGUCCGGGGCGCGCAAAGUAGCGCUGCAGAUGCCCGAAGGCCUGCUCUUGUUUGCGACGACCAUUUCGGACAUUGUGACGCAGUUCUGCCCGGGCGUCGAGACGCUCAUUAUGGGCGAUGUGACGUACGGCGCGUGCUGCAUCGACGACUAUACUGCGCGAGCGCUGGGUUGCGAUUUGCUGGUGCAUUAUGCGCAUAGUUGUUUGAUCCCCGUGGACGUGACCAAGAUCAAGACGCUGUACGUCUUUGUCGAUAUUAGCAUCGAUACGGCGCAUCUGAUUGCCUCGCUGGAGAGAAACUUUGCCAGUGGCAAGACUAUUGCGAUUGUCGGCACUAUUCAAUUCAACGCCACCAUCCACGGCAUACGGAGCAGCCUCGAAGCGGCUGGUUUCGGCGUCGUCGUGCCUCAGAUCGGACCACUCAGCAAGGGUGAGAUCCUAGGCUGCACAUCGCCUCGUCUGCGGGAUGAGGAUGGCAUUGACCUGAUUCUCUAUCUCGGUGACGGGCGCUUCCAUCUUGAGAGUAUCAUGAUUCACAACCCGGCUAUUCCUGCUUACCGGUACGACCCAUACUCGCGCAAGUUGACGCGAGAGACGUACGGCCACGAUGAGAUGCAGUCAGUGCGCCGUUCCGCCAUCCAGACUGCCCGCAAAGCCCGUCGCUGGGGCCUCAUUCUGGGAUCGCUCGGGCGCCAGGGGAACCCGCAUACGCUGGCCCUUAUCGAGCGGGAGCUGGCCGAGCGGGGCAUCCCCAAGAUAGAUCUCCUCCUGAGCGAAAUCUUCCCCGGCAAGCUUGCCAUGAUGAGCGAUGUCGAGUGCUGGGUGCAGGUUGCAUGCCCGCGGUUGAGUAUCGACUGGGGAUACGCUUUCCCCAGGCCGCUUCUAACUCCUUACGAGGCACUUGUGGCGCUGGGGAAGAGAGGGGGCUGGGGUAAGGAGGAUGGUGGUGAUGGCAUCUACCCUAUGGAUUACUAUGGACGAGAUGGGCUGGGGAGGACGAAGCCGCUGGAGGGUGUUGCGGCAUGA